This is a messenger RNA of Onychomys torridus (southern grasshopper mouse), 905 nucleotides long. It is a transcript of the gene C5H19orf53, whose product is annotated as chromosome 5 C19orf53 homolog. The transcript is spliced from 3 exons. Lineage: Eukaryota; Metazoa; Chordata; Mammalia; Rodentia; Cricetidae. The record is from RefSeq and is a predicted model, not a curated record. The coding region runs from base 74 to 358 and encodes 94 amino acids.
CACUGUCGCCGAUGACGUCACACGGCUUCCGACUCUCCUGCAGUGGCCCCGCCUCUUCCGGUUGUGGUGAAACAUGGCGCAGGGACAGCGCAAGUUCCAGGCGCAGAAACCUAAAAGCAAGGCGGCGGCUGCGGCGGAGCGGAGCCGAGGGCCGAGGAAAGGCGGUCGAGUCAUAGCUCCCAAGAAGGCGCGCGUCGUGCAGCAGCAAAAGCUGAAGAAGAGCCUGGAAGUGGGGAUCCGGAAGAAGAUUGAGCAUGAUGUGGUGAUGAAGGCCAGUUCCAGCCUGCCUAAGAAGCUGGCACUGCUGAAGGAGGCAUCAAAGAAGACAGGCCACCACCCCAGCAAGACACCAUCCUAAAGGCCCUGGGACUUGGCAGGUGACCCCACAGGCUGGCCAGACUUAAAGAGAACCCUGCUCCAGUCUGUCCUGAUGACACCUGGGACAGCAAUGGGCAGGUGAUGAUAAAGCCUGAAACCAGCUCCCUGGGGUACUGAAGAGGCACUUGGCUUCCUGUGGGCUCAGGGCCUGUCUGUACUGGGGUGACACAUUGUGAUGAACCUGGCUCUGUUGUCCCUCCAGCCCUCAAGCAGUUCGAUGGGGAGCUGUUUGGGGCUAGGUGAGCCUCACUGGUCUCCACAAGAAACUUCUCCCACCCACACACACCCUUGACAGCCACAGACCCAAGAAAUGGCAGUGACAUCUGUACCUGAGGCUGGCAGCUGGGGAUAAGUCUCUGCCCUGGACCCAGGUGACCCCUCCAGUCAUCUCGUGUUAGUUGUCCUAUACAUAAAGAAGGGUUCCAUAUCUUUAGUGAGGUACCACCUCAUCCUGUCAGACUAGUAAUCCAGAGCCACCUGGGGAUGCUCCAGUGUUAAAUAAUAAAGCUGUGCUCACAGAGGCUACA